GCAGAAGAGAAGCUGAACUAAGGCCUCUCAACAUUUUACUCUGCUUAGAAGUGGAAACAUUUGGUUCAAAAGGCCUUUGCCUUAGACUCAGGGGCAUUCCCAAAGGCUGCUGUUCACACCUCCUGGCCACUGAGAUGGAUGAACUUGGCUGCCUCUGAGUGGGAACCACGAGGCCUGACCCCCUAGGCAGUCCCAGGUUCACUACCUCGAAGGCCCGAGCGACACCGUCGGCGUUGGGAGAAGAGAGCCGCUGGGUGGCAGCAAAGGCGCGCAGGUUUCUUCCGACAGAGGCGGUUCCUUAACAUACUGUAGUUUUCUUCUUUUUGAACUCCUUGCUCUAACACUCUUAGAAAUUUACAGUGGUUUUAUAUUCUUGAAUUAGACAGUGUGAGCAGAGACUCCGUUUGCCAUUUCCUCUCAGAAUUACAGUGAUUUUUUUUCUGCGAAAUUUUUUACUUAUUUUUCUCCAUAUUAUUUCCAGGAAUCCUGGACUUUCCCUUGCCCCGGAAAGGCCGUGUCCAGGCCGACCUAAGCCAGGAGCCGCAGGGGCGGGAAGCCGGGGGCAGGGCCAGGCCUGGGACGCCGCCUCAAGAGCCGCGCGGACUCGGGAACCUCGGGCGGGGCCGGCGUGAGUGCGCCCGACACCUCCGGCUGCUACGGUGGCGACCGUGAACUGAUGCCCUGGAAAACACCUUUAGAACAUGGCUUUUUGGGGAGAGUCCCCAAACGACACCUCGCCGCGUACCGGUCCUUGGUGCAGUUUGUAAAUGUCCCUCCUGUGUUCCAAAACGAAAACACUCCUUUAUCUUCUAGGGCCUUCCAGAAUGGGGCAGUGGAAACUAGUGUGGGGACAAAGGAGGCGAGUGGGGCCUUUUCAGGGCUCACAGAGGACCCCUCGGAGGCGCGGCCGCCGGGGGGAGCGCGACAGCACCCCGCCCCCCGCCAGCCGGGUAGGAGCCGCUCCCGAGGUGACAGGAGGCGGCGGGAGGUGGAGGAGAGAAGGUCCCGCCCCACCUCGCUCUCCUUUACGGGAAGUGAUGUGGGGCCAGGCGGAAAAUACCCGCCAACGACCCAAAAAAGGCCGGCGGCGGGUGGACGCGGCGCGCGGGGACCCGAGCCAGGCGGGGACAGGACGGCGGGGCGAGCCAGACAAAAAGUAACCUUCCCGAAGAGGACAUGUGAUUGGAAGUUUUCAAUUGUUGAAGCAUUGGUAACUCCAGUCUCUAACGUUUUAGAAAAUAAUAACAAGCGGUUCUCUGCCCUGUAAAGAACAGAAACCUGGAAAUCUAAGGCUCAAAGACAUCCAAGUAAUUGGUAUCUGGGAGAUUUGGGAUUCAAACCCAGCUCUGCUUGACUUGGUGAACUACUGAGUUCUUCAUUAUGUCUGAUGGAGAUUAUGAUUACCUCAUCAAGUUUUUAGCUUUGGGAGACUCUGGUGUAGGGAAGACCAGUGUACUUUACCAAUAUACAGAUGGUAAAUUUAACUCCAAAUUUAUCACAACAGUGGGCAUUGAUUUCAGGGAAAAGAGAGUGGUGUACAGAGCCAAUGGGCCGGAUGGAGCCAUUGGCAGAGGCCAGAGAAUCCACCUGCAGUUAUGGGACACAGCAGGGCAGGAGAGGUUUCGUAGCUUAACAACAGCGUUCUUCAGAGAUGCUAUGGGUUUUCUUCUACUUUUUGAUCUGACAAAUGAGCAAAGUUUCCUCAAUGUCAGAAACUGGAUAAGCCAGCUACAGAUGCAUGCAUAUUGUGAAAACCCAGAUAUAGUGCUGUGUGGAAACAAGAGUGAUCUGGAGGACCAGAGAGUAGUGAAAGAGGAGGAAGCCAUAGCACUUGCAGAGAAAUAUGGAAUCCCCUACUUUGAAACUAGUGCUGCCAAUGGGACAAACAUAAGCCAAGCAAUUGAGAUGCUUCUGGACCUGAUAAUGAAGCGAAUGGAACGGUGUGUGGACAAGUCCUGGAUUCCUGAAGGAGUGGUGCGAUCAAAUGGUCAUGCCUCUAUGGAUCAGUUAAGUGAAGAAAAGGAGAAAGGGGCAUGUGGCUGUUGAGAAGUCAAGUAAGCGACAUAGUAGUUCAGGUGGCCCAUGCCUGGGAUCUUCUCUGUGAUUGAUACAUGGCACAGUGAGAGAUUAAUGGGCAUUGUGUACAAAUUGCUUCUCACCAUCCCCAUUAGACCUACGAAUAAAGCAUCCGGUUCUAAAAUUAAUUUGUUGCAGCUUUGUAAAUAUUUCUUUAAGAUUCAGCUUGUUAGGAGAAAUAUUUCGGAGCCAAAAGUGCCUUAUAAAACCUUAGCCUAUUAUAGUAAAUCAUUCAAGGACUCAGAAUUUUGCGUUCACAGAAGGGUGUAUUUAUUAUGUGGAAUGAAUGAGGGUACUGUCACCUGCCUUAAUGUAGGUAGGCCCAGAGUCUUACAUUUAAGAUCUUACAUGCAAUUAUAAAACCGCCACAGUCUUCAAUCCAGAUUUAAAGACUCAUGCCACAGGUGACAUUCUAAAGUACCAUUAAAGCCACUUAAUAUACAUGCACAUCAGCUCAAUGUCUUUGAGUAUUAAUUUUAUGUAAGCAUUCUAUUUAACAUGAAUAUAGGAGAAAUCAUGGCCAUAUCUAUAGACCUUGGAUAAACUGGAUUGACCAAUUGUACACUCAUGGUGACUUUUUUGUUGGUGGGAAGGGGAUUGGGGUGGGGCAGGGUGGCUUAAUGUAAUAUGAGCAACCAAAGUGGGACUUCUGGCUCCCCGCUAUAUUCCCAUUGCUCUGAAUGGUUGAUUGAAGGGUCAGGGAACUAGAUUUUAUGGCUUUAGUUCACUGUGAUUGUACAUUUAUACUUGGCCUGUGUGCUGGCCACAUCUGAACAUAGCUGGUGCUUAUGCCAAGUUACUUGUGAUGAGUAAAUAUUUAGUUUCUUUUUCUUCAUAUUUAUAAUGUUGAUGUGGCAUCCUCAGGCUGCAGCUUAAUUAGCUUAUAAAUUACUCGUCUCUGUCUUUACCAGCAGGCUCUGUAUUGUUGAUAUUUGCAACUUGUUUUGCUUUUCCAUUGGUGGAAUUGAAAUAAUUAGUUUUUAAUUACAUAAGAUGCCUGUUUGCUAUUUGGUGGAAGAUAGAUGUUCACAUUGAAGCAGUUACAUUUGUACUGUAGUUCAAUAAAAAAAAAAUGUAGUAUUCUGUAGCUUGUAUUUUUCAUAGAGCUCAUGAGCACUUACUGUACUUGCUGGGUCUUGCCAAGAUCAUGUAUUCUGCUGCAUUGCCAAAGUGUCUUCAUACCAAAUUAAAGGUGGUUUUAAUAUAUGUUUCAUGGAAGUUGUUUAUAAAAUUCAAAGAUAUUUCAUUUAGGUGAAAAGUCUUAUUUAUUAAAGUGGUUUGAAUAAAGUAGAUCAAAACUUCCAGAGAUCUUAAUGGCUAUUUAGGAAGAAAUAUCACUCACCAUAAUUUAAAUAAAGAAUAAAAAUACAUGUAUUUUGUGGUGGCAAAUGUUUGGUAGAACUGUAAUUAGAAAAAUACAAGUAUAUUUGGGUGAUGGUUACACUAGAAGCCCAGACUUUAUGACUACACAAUAUAUUCAUGUCUCUAAACUGUACUUGUACCCCCUAAAUUUAUUUUUGAAAAAGGAAAAAUAUAAGUAUAAUGAAAAAGCCUAUUUUUUUUCCACUGUCCUUCCACUACUCCCAUAACAAACUUAGCCAUGGCUGGUAACAUUUUACAUAUUUCUAUCCUUGAAAUGAAGGCUUCUUUUAAAUUCCAAAGAAGUCACGGAGGCCUGUGCAUUUGAAUUGUAUAUGCUAGUGAGGAAAAGAUUUAGACAUUUCAAGAGCAGGUUUGGCUGGGCGUGGUGGCUCACACCUGUAAUCCCAGCACUUUGGGAGGCUGAGGAGGGUGGAUCACGAGGUCAGGAGAUCAAGACCAUCCUGGCUAACAUGGUGAAACCUGGUCUCUACUAAAAAAAAAAAAAAAAAAAAAAAAAAAAAAAAAGAGUUGGGUGUGGUGGCGGGCACCUGUAGUCCCAGCUACUCAGGAGGCUGAGGCAGGAAAAUGGCGUGAACCUGGGAGGUGGAGCUUGCAGUGAGCUGAGAUCGCGCCACUGCACUCCAGCCUGGGCGACAGAGCAAGACUCCAUCUCAAAAAAAAAAAAAAAAAAAGAGCAGGGUCAUAAUCACACAGCAGUGCCUUAUAUAGUUGCCAUAAGACUUCAGUGGAGUACAACAUAAUUUUACAGCUACAUAUCAGGGCAUAGUCUAUAUGGUGUAUUUGUGUUAGAAUAACACAUUAAAUGUCUUUAAACAUAAAAAUAAGAAUGUUUGCAUGUUUCAGUUUUCAAGAACCAAAUGAGUAAUUAGCUAUAGAUUCCACUGGCCUUAAACAUACAACUAAGUGUAUACAUGAUAUAGCGCACACACAAGAGCCACCUUUAAUUAUUGAAAUAACCUGUAUUCUUUUUGGAAAUCAUUUAAGUUUGGUAUUGAAGUACUAUAUUUUUUGUGCAUCAGUGUAUUUUUCUAUUUACAAGCCUAUGUAAAAGUGAAGUGUAUCUUCAGUGAACCAUGUGCCAAUUAAGCUGUAAUAAAAAAGUGGUCUAGUCUGUCAAA
This is a messenger RNA of Pongo pygmaeus (Bornean orangutan), 4577 nucleotides long. RefSeq names its product RAB27A, member RAS oncogene family (gene RAB27A). Gene Ontology annotation, molecular function: GTPase activity; GTP binding. Lineage: Eukaryota; Metazoa; Chordata; Mammalia; Primates; Hominidae. The record is from RefSeq and is a predicted model, not a curated record. The transcript is spliced from 8 exons. The coding region runs from base 1381 to 2046 and encodes 221 amino acids.